Poecilia latipinna (sailfin molly) is the source of this 1757-nucleotide messenger RNA. RefSeq names its product RAB25, member RAS oncogene family b (gene rab25b). The transcript is spliced from 5 exons. The record is from RefSeq and is a predicted model, not a curated record. Gene Ontology annotation, molecular function: GTPase activity; GTP binding. The coding region runs from base 336 to 965 and encodes 209 amino acids. Lineage: Eukaryota; Metazoa; Chordata; Actinopteri; Cyprinodontiformes; Poeciliidae.
UCUGAGUCAGAGGCGCCUCCUGCUGCUUCCUCCAGCAGGAGGCGCCUCGCCGCCCCUCAGGUGUUCCUACCUUCCCCUCAUGUUCCGCCUCUGUCGCGCUGCAGCCCCAGCCUCAGAGCCGCCCACUUCCAGCCUGGAACAACCUGGAAGUGCCGAGCGUAUCCUGUUCAAACAAACCAGGCUGUGUUACCUGAGGCAGAGCAGGAAGCUGCAUGUGGCCGACCCGUUCUCUGCCUUUUUAACGCAGCAGGACCUGAGAAGCAGGCUGGUUCACCUUACAUCCUUUAACCUGAGGCUGUAACCAGGUAACCAGGGACAACCUGGAUGGACACAACAUGGGCUCAGAUGAAGCUUACAACUUUGUAUUUAAAGUGGUUCUAAUUGGGGAAUCUGGUGUUGGGAAGAGCAAUCUGCUGUCCCGCUUCACGAAAAACGAGUUCAACCAUGACAGCCGCACAACCAUCGGGGUGGAGUUCAGCACACGGACGGUGCAGCUCAACGGCUUCUACAUCAAGGCCCAGAUCUGGGAUACGGCCGGCCUGGAACGAUACCGGGCCAUCACUUCUGCGUACUACAGGGGGGCGGUUGGAGCUCUGCUGGUCUAUGACAUCACCAAACAUCUGACCUAUGAGAGCGUGGAGCGCUGGCUGAAGGAGCUGUACGACCACGCUGACCCCCACAUCGUGGUGAUGUUGGUGGGCAACAAGACUGACUUGGAGUCAGAGAGAUCUGUUCCCACUGAGGAGGCCAAAGACUUUGCAGAAAAGAAAGGUCUGUUGUUCCUGGAAACCUCGGCCUUGCAGUCGACUAACGUGGAAGCAGCAUUCAACAAAGUCUUGGAAGAGAUUCAUAAAAAGGUGAACAGCAAAGAAGUGGUGCGAGGGUCCAUAAACGCCGUGACCCUGAACAGCUCCAGAGCAGAAAGCCAGGAGGAGGAGAAGAAGCCGUGCUGCAAGAACAUCUGAACCCAAAUGUCCCUCUGGGGGCCGCAGGGGGCCACCUGCAGCGCCGGGCUGAGGCUGGCCAGAGACUGAGACUCCACAUGACGAAACAAACGGCUCCGUUCAGUGAAGCGACUUGUUUCUCAGCUGCACAGGUUUAAAACAUGAAACCAGCACCAAGCUUCCAUUCUGGAACAAAGGUCAACACUGAAACACGGAACGGACCUUUGAGACUAUCUGUGGUGGGAAGUUGAAGCAUUUAUAUAUAUGUAUAUGUACAGUUUAAAUGAGAGAUGAUAUCUGACUGAUGAAGAGCUCCCAGCUGCUCGAUGAUGAUGAUGAUGAUGAUGAUGAUGAUGAUGAUGAUAAUGAUGUGUGUUUUGAGUCCUGACCUCAGCGAUCAGAAUGUACUGCAGCUGAUUACUCUGACUGUGUUUUAGUGAGAAAUAAAUAUUUAUGUAGAUUCAUUAUUGGUGCCUUAUAACCAGAAAUGUCUUACAUUUUAGAAGAAGAGAGCAGCUACAGAUGUUAAUUUAGUUGUUCUCUUUUUCUGACUCAAGUAAAAAACAAGUAGAAGUUGGCCAACUUUGUGUUGUCUAAACAUGACAGCAGGACAUUUCCAGGAAUCACUGUAAUGCGAGUCCCAAAGUACGUCACGUUUAUAGGGCAAAACGAUUCAGUAUCAGCAACAUAAUAAUAAACAAACAUAAUAGUCCUGAAGACCCUGAAUGUGAGUUAUUUUGAGCUUUCUAGUUCUGAUUUCAUGGGAUUUUCUGCAGUGAAACCUGAGAUUAAUAAAUAACAGAUGUUCUCAAA